UUGCAGCCAAUCUAUGUUUGGCAUUGAACUUUGGUGUCGUAUAUAUAAAAUGCGCAGUAAACUACUCACAGACAUUCAGUCAAACAUCGAAAAUGCUGCGUCUGACUUCCUUCGUUCUCCUCUGCUUUGCAGUUACCUUGGGAUGGGCCACUCCUAUUGGUAAGGCCCUAGGAGAAAGAGAUCCGGAGUACAAUUUGGACCUGUUUGAAGGAGACAUCAUGGGUGUUGCCCCAGGGGAACAACCAAGGAGUGCCGUCGUUGAUCCCACUUUGCUCUGGCCUAAUGGCAUUGUUUAUUACACCGUAGAUGAGCCCGCAUUUACUGCGCAAGAGCUAGCCACCCUUAUGGAAGCCUUUGCCAUUUAUGAAGCAAAUUCUUGCAUCAGAUUUGUCCAGCGUACAACCGAAGAAUAUUAUGUCUCCGUUGAAAAGACUGGUGGCGGAUGCUACAGCUACAUUGGUAGACGGCCAAGAAUUUUGCAGCCACAGACUUUGUCUCUCGACGCAGGCUGCUUCCGUUGCACAGUCUCCGGAUGCAAACCAGGAACACCGCAACAUGAAUUUUUACACGCCCUUGGUUUCUAUCACGAGCAGAGCAGGACGGAUCGUGAUGAUUACGUUACUAUUAACUACGACAACAUUCAGCCUGGUUAUGAAAACAACUUCCAAAGCUACGGCACAGACGUAAUCACAGAUCAAGGAUUUCCUUAUGAUUACGGAUCUGUCAUGCACUACUCAGCGUACGCUUUUGCUGUUGAUCCUUCCAUUCCAACUAUUAUCGUACCCGACGGAGUUUCGAUUGGUCAACGAGAUGGAUUUAGUGAACUUGAUUUGGCCGAGCUCAAUAAACUGUAUGGGUGUGCUGCAAAGAAAUAAAAGGGCACAGAACUUGUUUGCGCCCAUUUUAGUUAUAAACUAAUAAAAAAUAAAUCAGUCAAACAUUUAAUCUUAUUUUAAACUUCGCCGUAUAUUGUAGUUACGAACAAGAGGAUUCUUUCAUUUAGUUAAUGGAGAAGAAAGACAAGGGUGAAGUUAGCUACUUAAUUUUUACAGCUUUUACCAAUUAAUGAUAAAUAAGUAGUUAAAUACAAUUUGGACAUAUUAAA
Daphnia pulex (common water flea) is the source of this 1105-nucleotide messenger RNA. Its product is annotated as hatching enzyme 1.2-like. The record is from RefSeq and is a predicted model, not a curated record. NCBI's taxonomy places the organism in Eukaryota, Metazoa, Arthropoda, Branchiopoda, Diplostraca, Daphniidae. The transcript is spliced from 8 exons. Gene Ontology annotation, biological process: proteolysis. The coding region runs from base 93 to 875 and encodes 260 amino acids. Gene Ontology annotation, molecular function: zinc ion binding; metalloendopeptidase activity.